AUGGCAAUGUGUACCUUGGCCUCUGCACGCGCCAGGGACGGCGCUUUAUAUUCAGAGCGGCGGUCGCCGUCUCAGCUCUCGCAUCCGCCACCCGAGCUUUUCUGGUCAGCAGCUACAGAGUCUAUCCCUCGCAACCUGGCUGCGGCGAGAGGCAUCGAGUAUAUGAGGGCGUGUGCGCUUCUCAGCGUUGCCGCCAUUCAAAAUGGUCAGAUCCGAGACAUGCAUCAAUAUCUGGGGAAGUAUCAUACGUUAAAUAUCAUGGAAGGGCUAUAUGAUGAGAAGUCAUGGCCGAAAGACUUGAGUGCCGUGGAGGUUGAAGUUCGACGGAGACUGUUCUGGUCGAUGUAUACACUCGAUGUGUAUUCGGCGACCGUAUGGGGCGGCAUGGUCCGUUUCAGAGAAAUCCAGUCCAAUGUACGCUACCCCAGAGAGGUGAAUGACGAUGUGCUGGAUUUCGACAACAGCGCCCAAAUAUCGGCUAUCAGUACCACUCCCGCUUCCAAUUCUUAUGAGCCCUCUGUUUGGAUGCGUGGGUGGAACUUCACUACUGAUCUGUAUCGAAUACUGGAGCAUGCUAUUGACGGCCAGCGGCGAACGCUGCGCGUGGAGAAUGAGAGCCCCUGGUCGUUAUUUCGCCCGGACCCUGUCCCGGGCCAUUUGAUUAUGAAGCAUGUACAGGCAAUGUUCUCGGCUUUACCAUCGCAGCUUCAAACAACCAGGCCUGUCACUGGUGAUCCUGAGCAUGAUAUUGUUGGAUUUCAAUCCGCCAAUAUCCAGGCAACGCUGCAACUUCUGAACAUGGUCCUUUCUCCAAACGAGGACCAAGGAAUCGAGGAGAAAUGCGAGGUAGCCGAAAACGUGCUCAGCGUGUUUACCAAAGUGCCGAUUGAAUAUCUGAAAGCAAUCAGUUCCCCGCUGGUUGGAUAUGGCAGCACUUCUGCAUCAAAUGGAGUCCGGACUCACCCGCUCCACUGGCGCCGGCGAACGACUCAAAACACAGGUUAA
Molecule: messenger RNA, 1005 nt
Organism: Aspergillus terreus NIH2624
Lineage: Eukaryota; Fungi; Ascomycota; Eurotiomycetes; Eurotiales; Aspergillaceae
Product: putative C6 transcription factor
Exons: 3
Coding region: 1-1005 (334 amino acids)
Biological process (GO): DNA-templated transcription
Molecular function (GO): DNA binding; zinc ion binding
Source: RefSeq, a predicted model, not a curated record